Temnothorax curvispinosus is the source of this 4289-nucleotide messenger RNA. RefSeq names its product neurexin-4 (gene Nrx-IV). The record is from RefSeq and is a predicted model, not a curated record. The transcript has 11 exons. NCBI's taxonomy places the organism in Eukaryota, Metazoa, Arthropoda, Insecta, Hymenoptera, Formicidae. Bases 274 to 4071 code for a protein of 1265 amino acids.
ACGAAACGGGGAAACGGCAAACGGCCGCGGCACGAGGCGCGGCACAGCGCGGCAUUCAUCCCCGCGUCACGUCAUUCCUCGUCGUUGUUGAUCCGCGUCAUCGGCGUGCCACCGAUCGUAGGAGCGUGCCCUCGAAAGGAAAGUCGACGGAAGGUCCAUACAGGGGAAAAAUCCAGCGCGAGUGGCACACGUCUCGUUUUUCUCGGGGCUCGAGAAUCUCGCGGUGGGACAGAGACUAGAGACGUUUUCCAAGCGCAAGGUUGCGAUGGUACGAUGACCGCUCUCGGGUGUCUCGUGUACGCAUUCGCCGUAGCGGCGGGCUCGCUCGCGUACGCCUAUGACGACGAAUGCAUCUUUCCUCUUUUGGAUAGAGCUCAACUAACAGCGACGACUUCCUUGCCGGAAAGAGGACCGAACAACGCUAGGCUAAAUGGAGAUUCCGCGUGGUCACCAGAACUUAGCAGUUACAAUCAACAUCUUACUAUGGAGCUGGGGGACAGAUAUGAGAUCCGCAGCAUUGCUACGCGAGGGCGGGCACACACUAAUGAAUACGUGACAGAAUAUAUUAUCCAAUAUUCUGAUGAUGGUCAAGCUUGGGCCAGUUAUGAAAGCCAGGAUGGUGUAGAUGAGAUGUUUAAAGGUAAUGUAGACGGAGACAGAAUAAAACUUAAUAAGUUUGAAGUGCCGAUAAUCGCGCAAUGGAUUAGAAUAAAUCCAACACGAUGGCGAGACAGGAUAUCACUGAGGGUCGAACUUUACGGAUGCGACUACGUGUCCGACGUUGUUUCCUUUAACGGAUCCUCCCUCGUACGGCUAGAUUUACUCAGAGAGCCUAUCGAGACUGAUAGACAUUUUAUACGUUUCCGAUUUAAGACGAACAACGCCGAUGGCGUGUUAAUGUACUCCCGUGGCACGCAGGGUGAUUAUAUAGCCUUGCAAUUGCGCGACAACAGGAUGUUACUUAAUAUCGAUCUCGGAUCCGGUAUUAUGACGAGUUUAUCCGUCGGUAGUCUUCUGGACGAUAACAUGUGGCACGACGUUUUAAUUUCACGCAAUCGUAAAAAUAUUUCCUUCUCUGUCGACAGAGUACUGAUUAAAGGUAGAAUAAAAGGAGAGUUUCAUCGACUGGAUUUAAAUCGAGAGCUCUACAUCGGCGGUGUGCCUAACAAACAGGAUGGUUUAGUGGUGAACCAAAACUUCACCGGUUGCAUAGAGAACUUUUAUUUAAAUGCAACGAAUAUAAUUCACGAGCUGAAGGAAACGAUAUACGACGAGAAUUUGCGAUACUACAAGAUCAAUACGAUCUACACCUGUCCGGAACCUCCGAUAAUACCCGUCACGUUUUUAACUCCCGGAUCUUUUGCCAGGCUGAGAGGCUACGAGGGUGUACCGUCUAUGAAUGUUUCUCUCGCAUUUCGAACAUACGAAGAGAGAGGAAUAAUUCUUCACCAUCAGUUCACGACUCCGGGCUUCGUCAAGUUAUAUCUGGAAGAAGGUAAAUUGAAGGUCGACGUAAAAACGAAGGAGUACCCGUUCGCGAGUUUGGACAAUUUUUACGAAAAGUUCAACGAUGGGAAAUGGCAUCAAGUAAUCUUGACGAUCGCCAAAAAUUCACUCGUUUUAAAUGUUGAUGGGCGCCCGAUGAAAACGGAGCGUCUCCUGGAUAUGUUAACCGGAUCGCAUUAUUUGAUCGGCGGUGUAAUCGGAGCAGGGAGCAAUUAUGGCUUUGUUGGCUGUAUGAGAAUGAUAAGUAUCGAUGGAAAUUAUAAAUUGCCGACCGACUGGAAGGAAGAGGAGUACUGCUGUAAGAACGAGGUUGUCUUCGACACUUGUCAGAUGGUGGAUCGCUGCAAUCCGAAUCCUUGCAAGCACUUCGGUGUUUGCCGUCAAAAUUCUGAAGAGUUCUCCUGCGAUUGUGCCAAUACUGGAUACACCGGCGCCGUCUGUCACACCUCGUUAAAUCCCCUAUCGUGCGAGGCAUAUAAGAAUAUGAAUUCGGUAAAUCAGCGUGCGGAAAUUAAAAUCGACGUGGACGGGAGCGGGCCGUUGAAGCCUUUCCCUGUCACCUGCGAGUUCUUCGCCGACGGCCGCGUAAUGACGGUUUUACGUCAUAGUAACGAGCAUUCGACUCCUGUCGAUGGAUUCGAGGAACCUGGCAGCUUCAUACAGGACGUUAAUUACGACGCUGACCUUGAUCAAAUAGAGGCUUUAUUAAAUCGAUCUAUAAGCUGUAGACAAAGGAUAAAUUACGCGUGCAAACAUUCCAGGUUAUUUAAUUCCCCAGUUUCCCAAAACGAUUACUUCAGACCAAACUCGUGGUGGGUGAGUCGGAAUAAUCAAAAGAUGGAUUACUGGGGCGGCGCGUUGCCCGGGUCGCGAAAGUGCGAGUGCGGUAUACUUGGAAAUUGCGCGGAUCCUACCAAGUGGUGCAACUGCGACGCUAAUCUGGAGGGAUGGUUAGAGGAUGGUGGGGAUAUUACAGAGAAAGAGUAUCUUCCCGUCAAACAGUUACGUUUCGGCGACACCGGUACGCCGCUCGACGAAAAAGAGGGUCGUUACAUGUUGGGUCCGCUCAUUUGCGAGGGCGAUGAUUUGUUCAAGAACGUAGUCACAUUCCGUAUAGUAGAUGCUACCAUUAAUUUGCCGACCUUUGAUAUUGGGCACAGCGGCGACAUUUAUUUCGAGUUUAAAACUACUGUCGAAGAUGCUGUGAUAAUUCAUAGCAGAGGACCCACCGAUUACAUCAAGGUUUCUAUAAACACUGGCAAUCAGAUACACUUCCAGUAUGUGGCCGGUGGAGGGCCGCUUACCGUUAGCGUGCAAACAUCUUACAAUUUGGCUGACAAUAAGUGGCAUUCCGUGUCAGUGGAGAGAAAUCGCAAGGAGGCCCGGAUUGUCAUCGACGGGGCGCUGAAGAACGAAGUGCGAGAACCUCCGGGUCCAGUGCGAGCGUUACACCUUACCUCGGCUUUCGUGGUGGGUGCUACGACCGAUUACAGGGACGGAUUCGUCGGUUGUCUAAGAGCGCUACUUCUCAACGGUCAGUUGCAAGACCUGAGGGGUUACGCUCGGCGCGGAUUGUACGGCAUUACGGAAGAUUGUAUCGGCAGGUGUGAGAGUAAUCCUUGCCUCAACAAUGGCACGUGCCAUGAAAGAUACGAUGGAUACUGGUGCGACUGCCGAUGGACCGCAUUUAAGGGACCAAUUUGUGCGGACGAGAUUGGCGUGAACAUGCGACCUAGUUCGAUGAUAAAAUAUGACUUCAUGGGCAGCUGGCGUUCCACCAUCGCUGAGAAAAUACGCGUUGGCUUUACGACAACGAAUCCGAAAGGAUUUCUAUUGGGCCUGUUCUCCAAUAUUUCUGGAGAAUACAUGACUAUAAUGGUAUCAAAUAGCGGACAUUUACGCGUAGUAUUUGACUUCGGUUUCGAACGGCAGGAGGUCAUAUUCCCGUUCAAGCAUUUCGGUUUGGGGCAGUAUCACGAUGUCAGGAUCGGCAGGAAGAAUUCAGGCGCCACUUUGAUAAUGCAGAUCGAUAAUUAUGAGCCAAAGGAGUUUAAUUUUAACAUAAAGAAUUCCGCGGACGCGCAAUUCAACAAUAUCCAGUACAUGUACAUUGGCAGGAACGAAUCUAUGACGGAGGGAUUCGCGGGCUGCAUAUCGAGGGUUGAAUUUGACGACAUAUAUCCGCUAAAGCUGCUCUUCCAAGAGAACGGACCUAUAAAUGUGCGUUCACUCGGUACUCCUUUGACCGAAGACUUCUGCGGGGUCGAGCCGAUUACGCAUCCACCAGAUAUCGUAGAGACGCGACCACCGCCUGACGUGGAUGAGGAGAAAGUGAGAGCGGCGUACAACGAGACUGACACAGCUAUUCUGGGAAGCGUGCUAGCGGUUAUUCUGAUUGCACUUGUGAUCAUGGCGAUUCUUAUAGGCAGAUAUAUGUCUAGGCAUAAGGGCGAAUACUUGACGCAGGAAGACAAGGGUGCUGAAAUUGCUCUGGAUCCGGAUUCAGCGGUCGUAAACUCUGCCACCGGCCAUCAAGUCCAGAAAAAGAAAGAGUGGUUUAUCUAAAAAUGAUCUAAAACUGAAAUGCAUCAUAUUAGAUAUGUAUGCGUUAGAGAGAAGUAACGAAUACACAUUAACUUAAUCUAAAAUAUUAUAUAUACGUCUUUGAUAAGGAUAAAGUCUUUUUUGCUCCAUUCAACUAUUAUCUUUUUAUAUAUGUUAUAAUUUUGUGUCAGGGACACAGAAAUGAAUCAUAGAAAUAGAAUCCAAAAAGCUGGUUAAGA